AUGGACACGGAUCUCGCUGCACUUUUGCCUGCUUCACGCUUCCUGUGCGGCUGCGUCGCGGCGUUACUCGAGAUCCUUCCAGCUCAGCUCGCGGCGAAUCCAAAAGAGCAUUUUCUGGGAGGUGUCGGCAGAAAGCUCGCCGAACUCUCACAGUGCGAGUCUGUGCCCGACGAGGCGCAAGAUCCGUCCGUUGCCACAGUGGGCGCUGGUUCGCCUUCCGUGCCAGAGGCAGCGGAGCCGAUCAAAUGCAAGCGGGACAUGACCUGCCGAUGCCCGGAGUGCUGUGCCAUGUUGGGGCUUGUGGCAGCGUCUGCCGGCGCGGCUACGUCCCCUGGCUCACUGGGUGCGGUAGAUCUGGAGAUGGCGCUGCAGACUUUGCAUGAGAUGGUGCGCUGUCCCAAGCUUACGUUGGAGUUGGAGAUUUUGAGAAAGCAGGAGAAGGCCAUGCGUGCCCUGAUGCAAGCAUCGAUGGAUGAUGAGCAGCAGGGAAAGUCCUCACUUCUUGCCCACCUUCUGCGCGCCGAAGGGGCCGGGUUGCGUGACCUCACCUUGUUGUGUGCGUCCCCGCUGGACAACGUCCGAUGGAUGGCCAUUGCUGUCCUGCUUCGGUUGAUGAAGAGAGCCCAUGGAGACAAGGGGGACGGCCUUGAAAGCCACGUGAGGCUCGACGACGACCAUCAGGUACGGCUCCUGUCGGACCGCAUCUACACGCAGCUGUAUGACAUGGAGCGUCUUGCUCAAGCGAUUGCCACUGUCGCCACCCCAGACACCUCUGGAAGAUGUGAUGGCGAGGAUGAGACUGAUACCAUACUUUGCCUUGGCCUCGAUGACAGAGAGCUGGGGGCCCUCUGCACCCUGUGCCGCGACGUGUCGCGCGCCCAGCGCGACAUGCUCGACGCCAUGACCCUGCCCGCGAGCAUCGUCCAGCGCAUCGAGGGCUGCCUGGCCGAGAGGCCUCGGUGGAGGGAGGGCUUCUUCGUGAAGCUGAGCACCCGCUCCCCGAAAGACAGCGUCUUCGACCUUCCGCUGAAGGUCCAUUCCGGGCGGGAGGCGUGCCUCCUGCUCGCGUCGAGCCACCGGGUCGCUGAUGACUUGGAGGCGGAGAAGAGCCUCCGUAAGAUGGGUGAUGGUUCCGAGAUGUUUGGAGUCAUCCUUCGGGCCUGGCUCAGCUGCGAGCCUUGCCAGGAGUUCCGGGCCUUCGUCUUCGACCAGCGGCUCACUGCCUGCUCUCAGUACUUCUGUGACCCCGAGGACGUCCAUCCCAGCUUGAUUCAGAUGCUGGAUCGCGUCGGGCGUGCGCUUCACGGGGCCUACGCGUCCAAGCUGCAGCGCAUCCUCCUGGGCGCCGGGCUUCGGCACGCAGUGCUCGACCUCGUGGUGCCGUGGAACUCCUGGGGCGAGGACGCGGACGAACAUUCCGACGCGCGGUCGGUGAGGCUCAUCGAGCUGAACAGCUUCGGGUUCAGAAGCGGCGCCUGCCUCUUCGACUGGGACGCCGAGGCCGACCUUGACGUGAUUGCUGGGAGGGUUCCCUUCCAGCUGCGCGUGCGCCGCGGAGAUCCUAGGCCCUGUGCCUUCCAGAUGCCGGACGUGGCGGCGGAAGAUGACGCCGACAUGCAGAACUGGAGCGGCACCCACCAAAGGAAAGUCCGCCGGGUCUGGUCCCCCGACUCUUUGGACCAGCUGUGGUUUCUGCUGCAGUGGGCCACACAAAACCGACAGAAGGUGCGGCCGGUGGGAAUGAAUCUGUCGCCGAAUGGCUUGGCGAUGGAGGAGCGUGGGAUGCUGUCCAUGGGCGAGCUUGAUGCCAUCAAAGGUGUGGACAAGGAGGCCGGGACCAUCACGGUGCAAGCCGGAGCCCGCGUGUCGCAGAUCCUGCAGGAGCUGCAGAAGCAUGGGCUGACGUUGGAGAACUUCAGCUCCAUCACAGAGCAGCAGGCCGCUGGCUGGACGCAGGUGAGCGCCCACGGGACGGGGGCGCGCAUCCCGCCCGUGGACGAGAUGAUCACCUCCAUGCAGAUGGCCUGUCCUGGUCGAGGUGUGCUCAGGGUGGGUGCUGACGAUGCGGACCCCGCCCUCUUCCGCUGGCUUCGUGUUGGGCUGGGCACCCUGGGCGUCGUGCAGGAGCUCACGCUCAAGGUCAUCCCGCGCUACACGCUCCACGAGAGGACCUACUGCGUGACAUACGAGGAGCUGGAACGGGAUCACAAGCGCCUGCUGCAGACCUACCGGCACGUCCGCUACAUGUGGGUCCCCUACACCGACACCAUCGUCGUGGUGGUCUCCGACGUCGCCGAGCCAGGCGCCGAGGCCAAGCCAGCACUUCCGGAAGAGCAGCGGGUAGAACCGCUGAAGGAGCUGCUGAAGAGCAUGGUGGAGGACUGCGGGGACUUGGAGGGCAAGAACUUCGCGCAGCUGCGAGAAAGGCUGCUGGAGCUCGCCCCCUUAGACCCGGAGCACGUGGCGAAGGUGAACCGGGCGGAGGCCGAGUUCUGGCGGCGCUCCGCCGGCGAGCGCAUCGCCGACUCCACGGAGAUCCUGGGCUUCGAGUGCGGGGGCGCGCAGUGGGUUCUUGAGAACUGCUUCCCGUGCGGAACCAUCGACGAGCCAACGCUGGCUGACAUCCGCUAUGUGAAGGAGAUGAAGGAGGUGAUUGAGAAGAAGGGCAUCGCUGCGGCGUCGCCCAUCGAGCAGCGGUGGACCUCCAG
Messenger RNA from Symbiodinium natans, 2708 nucleotides. The record is from the annotation of a GenBank genome assembly. Lineage: Eukaryota; Dinophyceae; Suessiales; Symbiodiniaceae.